This is a messenger RNA of Salvia splendens (bonfire salvia), 1056 nucleotides long. It is a transcript of the gene REV7, whose product is annotated as DNA-binding HORMA family protein. Bases 179 to 784 code for a protein of 201 amino acids. The transcript is spliced from 6 exons. The record is from RefSeq and is a predicted model, not a curated record. NCBI's taxonomy places the organism in Eukaryota, Viridiplantae, Streptophyta, Magnoliopsida, Lamiales, Lamiaceae. Gene Ontology annotation, cellular component: zeta DNA polymerase complex.
CUUCUUCUCUCUCUCAAAACAACUACCUCCUCCUUCACGCAGGAAAGGUCUCAAAAUCUGAUAAGAGAAAAUCGAGAGAGAAGGAGAGGAGAGACGCCGUGAGUUUCAACAACAAAUCUCCCUGCACAUUGUAUUUUCUUCCUUGGAAUCAAAGCAGCAAAGGGGAUGAGCAUUCCAAAUGGAGGGCAGAGAUAACCAAACCCCACAAGGUGAAAUAGCUCGAAUUCUAGUUGAAUUCCUCGAGGUUGCCAUUACUUCAAUCGUUUUCCUCAAAGGAGUCUAUCCAACUGGGGCUUUUGAGCGGCGGCGUUACAUGAAUUUAGUAGUCCACAAAGCCAGGCACCCUCAGCUAUAUGAUUAUAUUCACGUCGCUGUUAAUGGGCUCCUUCCUUUCCUCACAAAGGAUUUAAUUGAUCGAGUAGCUGUGGUUUUCCUGGAUGAUGAUGCUUUGCCGAUUGAGAGAUUUGUAUUCAAGCUUAAUGUUAAUCAGUCAUAUAGUUCAAAGGUGCAGCAAGCUGAUCUGGAGUUCUCUCUUAGGUCAUUCUUGAUUAAACUACCUCUUUCUGAACCUCUAACCAAGGAUCUGCCGCCGAAUUGCAGGUGGGAGAUCACGGCUUACUUCCGCGGUCUGCCUCAACCUAGCACCGGCAAAGAUGUAGAGACGUGGAUCCCAUCAGAUGCGAAACAGUGGCAGCAGCCACCAGUGAUCACCCCAAUUAAGUCCAUGAGCAGUGAACCUCUUGGUGUGCAAGUUUAUGCAGAAAACCCCAAUCCGUCUUGGUAGGUCAGAGGUGCUGUGGCUGGAGCUGGAGCUUGACCAUGACUCCACAUGGAGUGGUUCCAGCGUAACGCGAUAGUUUGAUAUCACUCUGUUGUGUAUCAAUUGACAUUAUAUGCCUCAGCUCCAAGGUUUCUAGCAUCUAAAUUAAUAGUGAUCGUGUGAAAAUUGAAAAAUUAGAUAGGUUUUUUCUCACUUUUAUUAGCCUAUAUAAAUGGCCUUUAUUGUAUUUUGCUUUAAUCACUUAGCAAAAAUGUAGCCCAUUAAUCAUUUUUCUC